Molecule: messenger RNA, 933 nt
Organism: Melampsora larici-populina 98AG31
Lineage: Eukaryota; Fungi; Basidiomycota; Pucciniomycetes; Pucciniales; Melampsoraceae
Exons: 3
Coding region: 1-933 (310 amino acids)
Source: RefSeq, a predicted model, not a curated record
AUGCCACCCUGUAUUUUGCACGAUGAUGAAGUCCUUGGUAAUCACCUAGACACCACCAAAGGCGAACCAGCUUUUGAACUUAUCUUCCUUGCUGAAAGGUAUUAUUCCACCCAUCCCAAUAUUGUGAGACCUCUCACCUCAGUGACUACGGCUAAGACUAAAAGAGGCAAAAGAAAAGCUUCAGAAGAAUUGACCAUUUCAGAUCAGGAGCUUGACGAUUACUUCAGUAGUGACAGUUCUCUCGGUACUGCUAGAUAUUCAUUGAGCAAAACCACCAGAAAGAAAUCCAAGUCGACCCCUUCAACUUCUACGCGAAUCACCUCACCACCCCUAACCCGCACCAAAAGGGCUACAACCUCAAAGUUGAACCAACCUGUCAGGCCUUUUAAAAGUCAGACCAUUAAUAAUAGCUUAAGCUCUCUACCACCACUUUUCACUCCUCCGCCCAACAUGAGGCACUUAAAUGCAAUUGAUGAAAGAGCACAAAUCACAGAGGUAGUACCACCAAAUCACACACUUGUAGCCUUUGAUUUCCGUGCACCCAUGGACAUUCCUGCCUUUGGGCAAAACUUUCCAAUGGCUGCACCACUUCCAUCUAAUCCAACAUCAGAUGGUUUUAUUGACGGAAAGAGAUUACACAUGCAAUCUAAUUCCAAAGGAAAGCCUGAAUGGAAGGCAGUUCAGUAUUAUUUCAAGGUUGAUGAGAGUAUAAAAAUUGGUGAAGGUGGUUUCAGGAUAUGCUACAAAGCCUUUCGAAAGGAUGCAACAGGUGAUGUGAAACCUAUGGUGGCUAAAAAGCAGAUGGUUUUGCCCUACUGUAAAUCUGUGCUGGAUGUUCACAGAGAAUCCGGUGGAACUUAUGCUGCGGUCGCAAGUGUUAUUGAGCAAUUCAAGCAAAAGGCAUUGGAAUCUAGGAACCAGUUUGAUGUCUAG